This is a messenger RNA of Cornus florida, 2044 nucleotides long. RefSeq lists its product as uncharacterized. The transcript has 3 exons. Lineage: Eukaryota; Viridiplantae; Streptophyta; Magnoliopsida; Cornales; Cornaceae. The coding region runs from base 1256 to 1885 and encodes 209 amino acids. The record is from RefSeq and is a predicted model, not a curated record.
UAAAAUUGCAAGAAGAAAAUACUAAUGCAACAAUUAUAUUUCAAUGAAAUAAAUAAAAUAUGCAACAAUUAUAUUUCAAUGAAAUAAAUAAAAUAUAGCCUUCUACCGAUUAAAUGAUAAGCUUUACCGAAAAAAACAAAAUUUAAAAAAAAAUAAAAACUUAAUUGAAAAUAUAAAAACCAAAUUUUUUAGGUGUUUUUUUAUUUGCCCAUUUUCCAUUGAAAACUUCGCAGCAUUACAUGGCGAGUCGACGAUGGAAUUAACAACUGCUCCCUCUAAGAUUUAAAAAUCUUUCUGGGAUUCCAAACCCUAGCAGAUCUCUAUGGGUAAUUGGAACAUCUCAGAAGCUUUGAUCAUUGAUGAGGUGCAUUAUUGGAGAGGAAGCAAGCAAAUGAGCCAUCAAGCAUUCAAGCCAUGGUAAAGAGGAAGACCGUUGCCAACAGGCAACACAGGGCCCACCCGACAUACUAGGCCACGGACAGAGGAGCCAGCAGAGCCUUUUUAUGCACAGCGGGAGCCAGCACAGGCUACCCUACCUUAGUCACCAUCUCAUGAGCCUGAGGAUGACCACAUACCAUCCACUUCUGCGGCUCAUCCUGCUUUCACUCCAUUACCAUCUCCACCGCAGACUGGAGCUGAGCAUUCACAUAUACCACAUCAACCAGCUUAGCCAACUCACCUGGGGCGUGAUAAGCCCACGCCUCGAUAUGCGUACAUGACGCUCGACCAUGAGUCAGAGUUUGACACGGCCUUCUUAUCUCGAUCGGUGCUGACCCGAUCCGCCUACCAAGAUAUUAUUCAGAGGGGCCUAGCCGCUAUUAUUACCCCCGUUACAGAGCUGGUCUACCCACGGCUGGUUCGGUUGUUCUACCAGAACCUCUGACCAUCGCCGCGUACCACAGCCGAGAUGGUCACUUCUAUCGAUGGUUAACCGAUCACCAUUACAGUGGACACUUUAGCCCGCUCUAGCCGCUGUCCACAUAGAUGUCCCCCAGAGCUUUAGGACACAUAUCCGAGGCUAUUCAGGCCUUCAUAUGCCGACAUGGCAGUUUUCCUCACAGGUCACCAUACCAGUGGUGAGACCUUCGCCACCCGGAUAUUCCUUCCCGACGACCUAUGGUUUACUGAUUCCGUUCUCUAUCGGAAUAUAUAUAUGGCGGGGCACAAGAUUUAGAGGAGGGGCGAUUAUCUGACAGCCCUUUACUCUUUCUACACUGGGCACUGGGUGUCCACUCCCGCGCUCAUCUGGAGCGUGAUGAGGAAGUUGUAUGACGAGUACAUCAACAAAGAGAACCCCGGACGGGCUAAGUCUCUUCCUUUCAGCCACCUCAUCACCCAGAUUCUCAUUGAUCAGCCCUACCCCAUCCAUCCUCGGGAGCACCCCGAGAGAGGUUCCAGUCAUUACCGCAAGAAGAACUGGAACAAGACCUAUCGCUUCAUUAUUACCAGGCUGCAGGACCACGCGAUACUGGCUGCAGUGGAGUUGGAGUUAGAGGAACAGGCACAGGCCCAGGCAGAGGCAGCAGCAGCACAUCCUGUACCGGACGACGCACCAGUCGAUCUAGCUGCCGAGCACUUAGACAUAGACUUAGAGCGCCCUGCAGACGAUGUAGAGCAGGACUCCGCAACCAGGUCGCCCAUUCAUGAGCAGGAGCAGACUCAGGAGCUUUCUUCUGAUUCAUCUAUGCCUGAGACUCCAGAUAUGACCCCCGACUUUGGAGUACGUCUGCAGACGCUUGAGGAUGCUGUUGUUUCCAUCCGAGCUAACCUCACAGCCCACAGAGCUGAUUUUGCUGCCUUCCACACGGAUGUUGCGACCAUGUUCAGAGAUUUAUCUAGAGACAUCCGCGGAGCCAGACCUGCCUGUCCUACCUUAUCCUCCUGAGCUCCCAGUCUUUUCUAUCUUAUGAUCCCUCUCUCCUUUUGAUACUUUACUAUUGUCACUGUACAUUAUUAUUUUUACAGCCGGUCUGUCGGUUUUGAUAUUUUUGUUGUACUUGCACUUUAUCCAUUUUAUAUAUAUCUAUUUUUGCUAUGGAUGUCA